AUGUCGCAGCCGGAGAGCACGAUAUUAUUGAAUCGUAACCACAGACUCUGUUACCUUAGCAAAAGUUCAUUUUAUUUUGCCGUGGGAAACGUAAUACGAACACGAAAAGUAAUUGAAGAAGUCAGUGCGAAUAUUAAGAAUGCGGCCGACGGCGAUAAGAUUAUCAAAAAUAUGGUUGAUGGAAAGAGCAUUGCAAAGCAACCUGCAAUAAUAAUGUUCACCGCUCCUUAUAAAUUGUGUGAAGGCGGGUGCAACGGAACUAACGGCGGGAAUAUCGAGUUGCAGUUCCCACUAUUUGUUGGAAAGAGAGGACGAGACGCUUACCAGCGCAUAUUCCAUAGGGACUCCGAGAAAUUGUACUCGAAGGGUGAUGGAGGGCCCUUCAAAAAGCAGACGAAAAUGCAAUCCACGACACCAGAUGUGGUUGUGCAAGUGAAUGUACUACCAACUACAACUACGACUACCACGACUACUACUACAACUACAACUACUACAACCACGGAAGCUCCAACCACCACGACACCGCCCGCGCCCCAGUGCCCGUUCUUUCCUUCUGACGUGUGUAUGAAGAAGAUAAAACAGAAGAAAAUAAAAAAGAACACAACUAUAAUGAACAAUGACACAGAAUAUUCUACUGGACAAAACGAAUUUCAAAAAUCAACCGUUGAUAUCACAAAUGCGAUAGUACUUGAACAAUUGUCUUUAGGUAUCCCUGAAGAUAGCUCUCCAAGUACUAUUGCACUUAGACAAGAUAACGGUGAUCUGUCAUAUUUGGCUGGUCCUGUUACAGAGUAUAAUUUUUAUGAUCUCGGGCAUCCUUACUUUAGUAAUGAGCAGCAACAGCCAGCAUUUACUUACUAG
Spodoptera litura is the source of this 861-nucleotide messenger RNA. The record is from RefSeq and is a predicted model, not a curated record. NCBI's taxonomy places the organism in Eukaryota, Metazoa, Arthropoda, Insecta, Lepidoptera, Noctuidae.